AUGAAAUUUAGCCGAAUUUUGCAGCCAUUGAUUGGUGAUAGGCACAAUAGCUGUAUGGUCUACGAGAUAUUGCUGGGUGGGUGUAUGACCACGGUACCUUAUCGACGGCAAACCUCCUUUUGCAUGGCUAACUUUCGGAGGAUGUCACAUUAUAUGAUAAUGUGGCUUCUGUCCUGCAUAAAAACGCUGCUUUUUCUGCUUCAAAAAGCUAUUUGUUAUGAUAAAGUGAGACAUCACGAUGAACACUUGGCGGAUGAAGAGAAGUACAAGACGUAUUGUGAUAUUAUCGAAAGUCACUGGGGUAGAAAUACCAACAGUAUCAUGGAACGAACGGCUCUUUUACCUGAUGUGAAAUACAAACAGGAUUUACAUUUAUCUGACUUCGUGGAUCAUCCUGCUGGAAUGUUCUUUAAAGAAAAGAAAUCAAAGUACAUUGAUAAAUGUGGUAAUAGCCGCGUUUUGUUUGACUUGAAUCACGAAACGACAAGCUCUUGUAUUUCAACGUUUGUGCACUACGCAAGUAAAAAUGAGAAAAAAGUUGUUAGUAACAUUGCAGUCAUUGUCACAAUUGUGAGAUUGCUGAAAAUGGUGAAACAUUCAUCUAAUGUAAAGAAGGUGACAUACCAAGAUUCUACUUCUUGUGUUAUUAUUUCAAUAAGAAUGAGCUAA
This is a messenger RNA of Mucor mucedo, 669 nucleotides long. RefSeq lists its product as uncharacterized. Lineage: Eukaryota; Fungi; Mucoromycota; Mucoromycetes; Mucorales; Mucoraceae. The record is from RefSeq and is a predicted model, not a curated record. The coding region runs from base 1 to 669 and encodes 222 amino acids. The transcript is spliced from 4 exons.